AUGAGUGUUAAUAUAAUAGAUAAGAAAAAGAUAGUUGAUCAGGUGAUUGGCAUGUUCCCAUUGCUUCAAAGAGACCAUUUCCUAUACUCUACGAUGGAUCGUUACAAUUGGGACAUUAACAUGGCCGUUGACAUUCUACAAAAGCGUCAUGUGACACUAGAGAAUGAACAAAAGCAGUUGGAAAAGAAGAUAGAGAUUGAAAAGGAGGCACGCAAAAAGGAAGAGGACGCCAAAAAGCGAGAGCGCAAGCUGGUCGAGGAGCUGAGAGAGGUGUUUGGUGACUCGUUCAAGGACGAACACUACACCAAGAUCCUCCGCGACUUUGGUCAAAACAGCGAGAAUGCCAUGAACUACUUCCUCAGAGAACUAGAAUUGCGCAACAAAAAGUCGGUGGAAGAGGAACGUCUCCAAAAGAUCCGUGAUGAAGGUAUCAAGCAAGAGGCCGAGAUCCGUCGUCGUGCCGACGAACAACGUAAAGCUCUAGAGGAAGAGAAGAUUCUCAAGGGCAAGCGUGAAGAGGAGCUCAACUCAUACCUCGCCACACAAGCCCGCGAACAAGAGCGUCAACGUGCCAUCCUCGCCGAAGCCAACGAACGUGAUGCCCGUGCACGUGCCCUCGAGGAAGAGAAAAAGAACCUCGAAAUCAUGCUAGAGGAGCAACGCGUCCGUCUCGACCAACUAAUGGAAAAGAAGCAACUCGACGAACAACUCAAGAAAGAGUAUGCUGCUCGUAUCAACGGACUCUUUUUAGAGUUGACUGCCAAGGAUGAACAACAAAAAAAGGAAAUUGCAAACUCUGCUCAAUUCCAAGACCUCCUUAAAGAUUUUAGUAAAUAUGUUAAUGUUUCAAAUAUUGUUCAACCACAACCACAACCACAGCCACAACCACAACCACAACAACACUACUUGAUUCAAAGAGAACUUGAUCGUCAAGAACAAAAUAGAAAAAUCCAACAAAGUCUUGAACAAAUACGUCAACAACAUCUACAACAUCAACAACCACAACAACCACAACAACAACAAUCUUAUUUGAUUCAACAACAACAACCACAACAACAAGCUACCAACAACUCUAAUAAUGUUGUUAAUCCAUAUGGUCAAAUUACAUCACACCCAUUUUACACUAAUCCAUUAAGUGCAUAUAAUCCAUUUACUAAUCCACCACCACAACAACAACAACAACAACAACCACAACAACAACAACAAUCAGUAUUUGCUCAACAACCAACAGCUCCACCACCAGCCUAUUCACCACAAUCACAAUAUCAAUACAUUCAACCAAUUGUUGGAUCAUCUGUUCAACCACCAAAGCCACUCGUCAAUGAAGGCAAGCCACAAGGCCCACCAGCAGCAGGUCUCUUUUACACUGGUGCUACUUACAUUCAACCAAUCCCAUCCUCUCCAACUGAUCCUUUAUUACCAAAAGGUGGUUUUAAUAAUUAA
Messenger RNA from Cavenderia fasciculata, 1443 nucleotides. Its product is annotated as Ubiquitin system component Cue domain containing protein. The coding region runs from base 1 to 1443 and encodes 480 amino acids. The record is from RefSeq and is a predicted model, not a curated record. NCBI's taxonomy places the organism in Eukaryota, Evosea, Eumycetozoa, Acytosteliales, Cavenderiaceae. The transcript has a single exon.